AUGGUGCAGCCGUCCACUGUAAAAAGAAGACUUAAGCCUUUAUUGAAUGAAAUCGUAAAGGCUUUUCAAAUUUGGGAUGAUCUGAACAAUGAUUGUUUUACUGUGGCGAAUUCGUUGGUUAAUACGAGACUUAAAGAACGAUAUGUUGAUCAUCCAGAGCUCUGGCCAUCAGAACUUUCUCCCUUCUCCGUUACAACCACAUCAAAAUUUCCCGACCUAAAACAGCGGUAUAGCGAAAAACUAAAUGAUCAAAUAUCGGAACUGGCACAAAUGUUCGUUCGAAUAUUCGAUAAAAUGGAAACUCACUGUCUCAAUAAAUUACACCGAUCCGUAUCACAAGUAGAAAUGCUCUACGUCGAAGCGUGUAACACGCUUGGACCAGAUUUUUGUACGAGUACACCGAAACAUUAUGCGAGAAAACAAACUUAUGUCAUUAACGGAAUAAUCUUGAUUUCAAUUCAAUUAGUGAAUCAUGUAAAAGAAAUUCUAACAAUGUACGCUCGAGAAAUAAAAUUCAAACAUCGAAUUGUGAAAGAAGAAUUAUUGUCGAAAAUUAAAGUCCGAGAAGAAGGAAUGGUGUUGCUAUCGUCUUGGUUGAAUCAGCCGUCGAUCGACAUCGAGAGACGAUCGGAGAUUGAAGAGAUAUGGAAGGUUGAAAUGGAAGGAGAAGAACAUGAAAAAACUUUGAUUCUAGACAAUCCCUAUUUGAACAAAUAUUAA
Ambispora gerdemannii is the source of this 720-nucleotide messenger RNA. Lineage: Eukaryota; Fungi; Glomeromycota; Glomeromycetes; Archaeosporales; Ambisporaceae. The record is from the annotation of a GenBank genome assembly.